Eleginops maclovinus (Patagonian blennie) is the source of this 2430-nucleotide messenger RNA. RefSeq names its product insulin-like growth factor-binding protein 3. The coding region runs from base 68 to 916 and encodes 282 amino acids. Lineage: Eukaryota; Metazoa; Chordata; Actinopteri; Perciformes; Eleginopidae. Gene Ontology annotation, molecular function: insulin-like growth factor I binding; fibronectin binding; insulin-like growth factor II binding. Gene Ontology annotation, biological process: regulation of insulin-like growth factor receptor signaling pathway. The transcript is spliced from 4 exons. Gene Ontology annotation, cellular component: extracellular region. The record is from RefSeq and is a predicted model, not a curated record.
GUCCAGUGAAAAGUUACUACCACAUUAGGGCAGUGCACUUCCUCACUUUACGCUUUCAGACGCCACAAUGGAUUCCUGUUUUCGUGCACUUUGCAUGACUUUUGUUCUGGCAUCGUCAGGUGCGGUUGGACCAGUGAUCAGAUGCGAGCCCUGUGAUGUUGGAGCGCGGCUUUUGUGCAAACCUUUACCAAAGGACUGCGCCGAGAAAGUCCAAGAACCGGGCUGCGGCUGCUGCAUGACCUGUGCGCUGAGCUUCGGCCAGCCGUGCGGCGUGUACACCGGGAGAUGUGGCUCCGGACUGACAUGUCAGCGUCAGCCCGGUGAGACAAAACCUUUGCAAGCUCUGCUGGACGGGCGGGGGAUUUGUGAAAACGCUACUAAUAAACGAUUUACUGCCAGACCAACACCUCCAGUCAAUGAACUGCCAGCAGACAAUUUUGAAACACUGGAUGAGGAGCGGAAUUCCACCGGCUUAGGCCUUCAGACCUUGUCCAGCACCCACAGACCCCUGAGACCUCCACUUCACACCUUUUUCACUUCUGCCAAGUCAGAGGUCCUGAGACGGGAGAAGCAGAAGAGAACCCAGAUCUUUAAAAUGGAGGCGCUCCCGGGACCACUCAUCACAGACCAACAAAACUUCUCUCUGGAGACCAAACAGGAGCCCGAGUAUGGUCCCUGUCGGAGAGAGAUUGAAAGCAUUCUCAGCAGCCUCAAGAUCACAGACAUUCUCAACCCCAGAGGUUUCCGCAUACCAAACUGCGACAAGAAGGGCUUCUAUAAGAAAAAGCAGUGCCGUCCAUCCAAAGGCAGAAAGCGAGGCUUCUGUUGGUGUGUGGACAAAUACGGGCAGCCUUUGCCAGGUUUUGAUGGGAAGGAGCGAGGAGACGCCCAGUACUACAACUCCGAGAGCCAAUAGGAGCAAAGCAGGAUGGAGGGAGUGAGGGUGGGAGUGAGCGCAAGAAGAAUUGUAAACAAAUGGAGACACUGAGGAUAUUGGGAGAGAAGUCAAGAGAUUGCUCAGCCGAUAAAUGGAUGUUUGCUAUUUCCAUCUGUUGCCUUUGGGACCUUUUUCUAAGGCAGAGCAAAGGGAACAGAGGAAGAGUAUUAGCAGGGGGAAAAAGACCCUGUGUUACAGAUACUGUGUUUUCUGCGAUGGAUGGAUUCUUCAUAAGCUUUCUGUCUCUGACACAACCAGAAUGACUUCUAAUGAGAGGAUACGCUUCUCAGACGCCCUAUUGUGAUUAUAAAAACAGAGACAUUUCUCACAAACGUUAAAGUGAUGGCUCUUCAUUCACGCACAGUUACGUGGCAUUGCACGCAUGUACAUGCUUGUGAUUUGUUUGAAAGAAAUUGUAUGUACUGUAUAUGUUAUUCAGAGUGAGCAUGCAGUGCCUUACUAUGACUUCCAUUUUUUACAGGUUGCUUCCUGCUCCUCAGGGAGUUGGACUAGACUCUGCAGCUCAGACAUUUCCUUGAAUCUCUUAUCAGCGGUUGUUACUGUUACUGUCACUUUGCAUAAGCUGAUAUUUUGGGAUAAAGGCCACCAAUUGUUAUCUCUGAUACCUGUGUAGCCAGUGAUUAUUUUCAUCACUUGCUCAUUCACUAGUAAAUAAGCUGUUUGCAUGUACAAUGCAACCCUCAGAGGUCUAUUUUUACUUAUUAAAGGCAGUUUAAAAUUAUCCAGGUAUUGUAUUUUCUUUAUCUUCAAUUUGCCUUUUCUUGCUUUAAGUGUGCAUGACAUUAAAAAAUGACUUCAUCAUCAUUAAAUAACAUUUAAUUAGGUACACUUCCAGGGAAUUAGAAUAAUAUAUACAUUGUUUCUACAAAACCAAUAAUGGAAUAGCAGCAUUUCGGGCAAACAGCAUUCACAAACAAUACGGUUCUCUGCACAUGAGCUCUGAAUCCCAAAUAAAACAGAAGUGAAUCAUAAUAAAUACUUGAAUAGAUGAUAGAAAGAAAUGAAAGCCAGAUGAGGAAGAUGUAGCUGAUAAAAUCCCUUAGAAAUCUUCGCUAAACCUGUGGACCUGCAGAGACUAGUAGAGGUAGACAAAUGCAGAACAACCAAUCCCGACCUCAUGGUGGCUUGGAUGAGCCCUGAUAUGUUUAUGCUUGGCCUCCAUGCACAUACUUGUGGCACUUUAAGUAUUUCCCCCAAUACCCAUUGAGGAAAAGCCAAUGGAGAUACAUUCAGACAAUGUCAACACCUUGAAUGAAUGAGCGGCUGUGUUGUUUCGUGCCGCGCACAGCUCCAGUUUUGAAUGAAUUAAAAAAAAAGAAACUGAUCCUGAAGACUCUGAAAUGGGCUUGGCAGGGUUGUUGACCUGUGGUUUUGAGCAAUGGAGUUAUUUAGUUAGAAACACAAAUGUAUACAGUGUUGCCCUAUUUACAAUUGCAAAAAAAAAAUGGGCAAACAUAUAAAAAAUCUAAAAA